Molecule: messenger RNA, 579 nt
Organism: Microthlaspi erraticum
Lineage: Eukaryota; Viridiplantae; Streptophyta; Magnoliopsida; Brassicales; Brassicaceae
Source: the annotation of a GenBank genome assembly
AUGAUAAAGAAGUUGACAAAGGGGAUCGAAGAGGCGACUCGAGAGAAAGAAAGGCUUGAGGGUGAGAAGGAAAAGCUGAUGAGCGUUUUUAAAGCUAUAGAACAGAAAGCAUUUGCGAUCCAAGAGACGUAUAAAGAAACGCAGAAGUUGAUUGAUGAACAUAAAGACCUGCUGGCUGGAGCAAAGUCCAGUUUUGAGAAGCUGAAAAAGUCUGUGGACGAGUUGAAGGCAUCUAGGCCAAGCAGCAGCAGGAGCUCCUCCGACGAGGACGAGACCACCACCUCUUGUUCCGCCGCCACAGUCUUUUGUUGUUCAAAACGAUGUGAAAAAACCAUCCCUUUCGGAGCUUCCUCCGAAACAGUCCGACAAGGUUCUUUCAAAUUGAACAAAGAGAUAGUGGAGACUCUGUUCAUGUCAAACUCUACAGAUCCAAACAUCAAACAGAGAGGUCUAAGCUGUGAUCUUCCGAUUCAGAACCAAGAAAGCAAAGUUUUAGAUCCGAGAAAGGCUCAGAAGAUUGAUACUCUGCUUCAACUACUUGCCUCAACUACAAAGGAUGUUUGUGAUAGGAGCGGUUAA